CCGUAUUCAUACUACCCCCACUGCGUCCUAUCCCUUCCAUUUCUCUCUCCAUUUUUUUUUUCUCACACACUCUCCCCACCAAAAAACGCACAGUGCAAAAGCAAUUUGCAUUUUGAGCCCUAGAACUGAACUUCUAGCUUAGGGUUUCUGCAUUUAGUUGUUACUGUUAAGUCAUGUGAGGUUUGAAAUCGCAGCUUAAAUUCGGACUAGCCGUUAAGGCUUAGGUUAAUUUUUGCCACACUUUCUGCUCGGGAAUUCUCGGAAUUAUCGGAAUCUGCGGUCGAUUCCAAUGGGGAACUGCUGCAGAUCUCCGGCGGCAGUUGCCAGGGAGGACGUAAAGUCGUCCGGACACGAUCACGGACGAAAGGACAAGUCCGGUGCCGGAGCCGGCAAUAAGAAGGCUAAAGCAGCUGCGGCGGCGGCGGCGAUCACUGUGUUAGCUGAUGUGAAGAAGGAGAACAUUGAGGACAAGUACUUAGUUGACAGGGAGCUCGGGCGGGGGGAGUUCGGAGUAACGUAUUUGUGCAUUGAUCGGGAUACAAGGGAGUUGUUGGCUUGCAAGUCGAUUUCGAAGAGGAAGCUUCGGACGGCGGUGGAUGUGGAGGACGUGAGGCGAGAGGUUGCGAUAAUGAAGCAUUUGCCGAAGAAUUCGAGCAUUGUGAGUUUCAGAGAGGCGUGUGAGGAUGAGAAUGCAGUGCAUUUGGUGAUGGAGUUGUGCGAGGGAGGGGAGCUUUUUGAUAGGAUCGUGGCGCGUGGGCAUUACACGGAGCGGGCUGCCGCAGCAGUGACGAGGACUAUUGUCGAAGUGGUGCAGCUAUGUCACAAGCAUGGAGUGAUCCACAGGGACUUGAAGCCCGAGAAUUUUUUGUUUGCCAAUAAGAAGGAGAAUUCUCCCCUCAAAGCAAUUGAUUUCGGUUUGUCAAUCUUCUUCAAGCCAGGCGAAAAAUUCUCUGAGAUUGUGGGAAGCCCUUAUUAUAUGGCUCCAGAAGUGCUCAAGCGGAACUAUGGACCAGAAAUUGAUAUAUGGAGUGCAGGAGUAAUACUUUAUAUAUUGCUGUGUGGAGUCCCACCAUUUUGGGCUGAAUCGGAACAAGGUGUUGCCCAGGCCAUAUUACGCGGGUUAAUUGAUUUCAAACGUGAACCUUGGCCGAGUAUAUCAGAAAGUGCCAAGAGUCUUGUACGUCAAAUGUUGGAGCCAGAUCCUAAGCUUCGACUUACAGCGAAACAAGUUCUUGAACACCCUUGGCUCCAAAAUGCUAAAAAGGCUCCAAAUGUUCCUCUUGGAGAUGUUGUCAAGUCAAGGCUCAAGCAGUUUUCUUUAAUGAAUAGGUUCAAGAGAAAAGCUCUUAGGGUCAUUGCCGAUUUCCUGUCAGUUGAAGAAGUUGAAGACAUAAAGGAUAUGUUCAAGAAAAUAGACACGGAUGAUGAUGGGAUCGUUUCAAUAGAAGAACUGAAGCUUGGACUUCCAAAGUUGAAUUCUCAGCUAGCCGAAGCUGAAAUACAGAUGCUUAUUGAAGCUGUAGAUACCAAUGGCAAAGGAACCUUGGACUAUGGAGAAUUCCUUGCUGUUUCGCUCCAUCUACAGAGAAUGGCUAACGAUGAACAUCUUCAUAAAGCCUUUUCAUACUUCGACAAAGAUGGAAAUGGCUACAUCGAGCCAGAUGAGCUACGUAAUGCUCUGAUGGAGGAUGGAGCAGAUGAUUGUACAGAUGUUGCCAAUGACAUUUUCCAGGAAGUUGAUACCGAUAAGGAUGGACGAAUAAGCUAUGAUGAGUUUGUGGCCAUGAUGAAAACUGGUACAGAUUGGAGAAAGGCUUCUCGGCAUUACUCAAGAGGACGAUUUAAUAGUUUAAGUAUAAAGCUGAUGAAGGAUGGUUCUCUUAACUUGGGAACUGAGUGAAUUUGAAGCUGUCAGACCCAAAAGUAAUCUUUCGUGACCGUGGAUAUUUCUCUAUUUCGGGCCGAGACCUAGAAACUUUUUAUCAAGGAUUUUAGCAUUUAGGGUGAACCUAAUAUAGGUUGGGACCCUUAAGCCAUGACCAGAUUGAGCUGGCAAGUGGAAACAAGUUCAUAGAUUGGGCUUUGCUUGGGCAUCUCUGGUGAAGUUGAUAACCAAGGUCAAAAAUGCUUUGCGAAUCACAACAAUUCUGGACCAUUUCAUCUCAGUUUGUCAGUAUCAUCAGUAGCGUCAAAUCAAAUGAUGCUUCGAGCAGCAUCUCAAAAGACUUUAAAUUAGGCACAUGUUAAAACUUUGGGGGUACUUCAUAAUGUAACGAAGUCGGCAGUCAGCGGUAUGGCAGCACCACCCGAUUCUCGAUUCACUAGCUAAUUUAGCAUAUAUGCAUUUGGGCACGAGGGAGUUGUUCAUGGCUGUUUGGUUAUGUCAGUCAGUAGGCAGUGACCAUCACAAAGAUAAUGCUAUGUCAUCUUCAAAAUAGAACACGAUGCCACCACGUCUCCUACUCUAGUUGCUUAAACUUUUGGUAAAUGACUUGUAAGGGUUCAUUUCUCACGUGAGACUUUUCGGGGUGCUAUGUAUUUAGAAGAGGAAGAAGAAAAUAAAAUACUUCACUCCAUUAGCAUAUAAUAGGACACUUACUUGGAAUUGGAAUGAAAAGAAUAACUUGUAAAAUUAAGAUGUACUCCC
This is a messenger RNA of Oldenlandia corymbosa var. corymbosa, 2647 nucleotides long. The record is from the annotation of a GenBank genome assembly. Lineage: Eukaryota; Viridiplantae; Streptophyta; Magnoliopsida; Gentianales; Rubiaceae.